Messenger RNA from Oryzias melastigma (Indian medaka), 2852 nucleotides. It is a transcript of the gene ube3d, whose product is annotated as ubiquitin protein ligase E3D. Gene Ontology annotation, molecular function: ubiquitin conjugating enzyme binding; ubiquitin protein ligase activity; cyclin binding. Lineage: Eukaryota; Metazoa; Chordata; Actinopteri; Beloniformes; Adrianichthyidae. The record is from RefSeq and is a predicted model, not a curated record. The coding region runs from base 648 to 1841 and encodes 397 amino acids. Gene Ontology annotation, biological process: protein monoubiquitination; protein polyubiquitination; protein autoubiquitination. The transcript is spliced from 10 exons. Gene Ontology annotation, cellular component: cytosol; ubiquitin ligase complex; nucleus.
AAAUGUUUGAGAAAGAUUGUUGUUAUGACACAAAAGUUGCAACUGGCAGUCCACAAUCUCCGAUUCUGAUAUAUCCAUAGGAGAGAAACAGAUCAAUUGACAAUUUAAUCUUUCUUGUCUAAGCUGGUACCUGGAUCUAAACUGUUCGGUUGGAUACCUUCAAUUUUGCUCACAAUUUUUCUUGCAUCAAUAAUGUUAGGUUGGGGGUGGGAGUCAGGUGCUGUAAGCUGGCAGGAUAGAGUGUAAACAAAGAGAUGAUGGGCAAUGAGGGAAGGUUUUCUCUAUCAUCAGUCUACAAUUAGAUGCAAAUUUUGAUGAACUACUGUUUUUGUUUGUUUGUUUGUUUGCUUGCUUGCUUGCUAGUUUUCCUAGGUAAGUAAUAAAUGUUAUACUUUGUCAAUUAAAAAGCACUGUUUAAACAACUUGACUUUUUUAAAAUACCCGUCUUUUAUUUUGAAGGGCAUUUACGGAUGUUGAAUGGCACUCCAGGAAAAGCCACUAAACAAAGCUCUGUGCAAACUAGCGUUCCUACGACUACUAGCUGUAUAUUUACUGUCCCUUCCUGAGAAUAUUUGAUGAUACCAUCAUAACUCACAUAUCCGGUGAUAUUCUCGUUGUUUUGUGUUGAUCUCAAACCCGAGGAUCUGAUGAACAUGACGGAACACCCGUCAUGCAACGCACGUGGAGUUGGAGUGUUCUUGGAGCUGAGGAAGCGGCUUCUGAGUGGACUUCUUAUUGUCAGUAAAGAGGUGGCCGGAUCUGCUGACCAUGUGCUUGUGACCAGAGGGGCGUCCUCCCUUGUGGUCAGGACUCCCAGAGGGCAGCUGGAGCUGACUCUACCUGCAGGAGUCAGCUUCACGGAGGGGUCCUGCAUCCCAACGCCUGGAGAAUCCAGUGAAGAGGAGCUGCACUUCAGGCUCCGCAUCACUGUUGAGCAGAGCUCCCAUAAAGAGGCUUCUGACUGUGUGACGGAGACUCUCCGAGCAAAACAGACGUACUGCUUCUACUGCCAGGGCUGCAUGACCCGGCUGCUGGAGGACAGAGUGUUCAAGCGGGUUCUUCCUCUCCCCAACGGCAGCUGGAACGCCAUUGUGGACGACUGGUGUUGCCAUCCGGAUCCGUUUGCCAGCAAGAAGCUUUUGCCUCGAGCUGACGAUUGUUUAUUGGGCGACACCUUCGUCCUUUUAGCCCGAGACAGCAGCUGUACUCAGACUCUGACUGAGGAAGUGAGUCCUGUUGGAACGGCAGACAGACAGGAGCAAAAGAAACCUUGUCGCCGUGUGACAUUUGUCUCGUGUGCAAGCUGCUCAUCAGUCCUGGGAGAGGCUGUUUCACCAGAAGCGCUGAAGCUGUACGUCACACAGGUGGUGGUGGAGCCCCCUGUGGGGGAUCCAAGACCAGCUGCACUGAGCAGGUUUCACUUCCUUGAAAAGACAUUAGCAGCCCGACUGCUUAAGCUGUCAAACUCUCUCAGUACUUUCCACUUCUCGGUUCAAACACCUGACGGGAAUCCCUUUCUACUCCUCUGGUUGCUGAACAGCGACUCCAUCAUCGCCGCCGUCCCAGAGAAGUGCGUCGGGAAUGACAGCAGCUCCGCGGUUCACAGUUCACCGCUCAGAGCCGCCAGAGCCCUGAAACUCCUCUACAUCACCUGCUCAGAUGCAGACGCCCCACAAAGAGAGGUUGUUUCUCAUUGGGAGACGAGUGUCAUAGCACACCCCCUGGUGCUGCCGCUGAAGGUGUGUGAGGAGCUGCAGCGGGUGAUCAAUCACAGCCACUCGGAGCUUCCUUCAUCCAUGCGCUCCAUGAGGUCUUACCAGGUGGCGUACCUGAGACUGUGAUGUCCGAGGACAAAGCCAGUCACGACUCCAUGCAGCUGUCUUUCACAGAAUGAAUCCGUGGACUUUUGCUCUGAUUAAAACAACAUUAAGCAUAAAAAGUGUCAAAAGGACAGAAAGACCGCUUAAUAUUUACUUAGAUUUUGUUUGUUUUUUUCAUUACAGUACAGCCUCCACUAUCUGGAUUUGUUUAGCAAAUCCUCGUACAGGAACUUCUCUGCCGCUGUAAGUGUCUGUGUAGAAGCUCAGAAUUCCUCUGUAGUGAAGCUUUUUGCACAGAAAGACACGGGAAACAUGCUCGGUCUAGUUUAGCUUGUUUAACUUGGUUUCUAGUUGCCCUUUCAUGUUAAUGUAGGAUGAUGACUUAAGGAUAAACCCACACAGUCAAAUACUGAAAUUAAGCAGGUUUUUCUUUUUUUUUUUUGCAUAUUAUUUUUUCAAAAUUUUUACAUUCUUCUAGUAAUUAGUAUAAUUUAUCUUCUGGAAAAAAGGCUAAUGUCUCUGUGGGACACAAUUCAUCUGCUUCAGUUCAAUUCAUUUGUCUGCUUUAUGUUUUCCUAAAAGAUGGCGCUCUUUAUCACAUUGAAAGUUUUUUUAAACCAGAUUACUGUACAAUAUUUUACAAUAAAGUCAAAGCGGAGUUAUUUCUAAAAAUACAUGCUCAUUUUCAAGGCUGGUGCCAGCAGCGCGUUUCCAGCAUGUGGGCUCUGCAGCAUGUUUGCCUCUGUCUUACAUCAGCUGCAUUGGUGACUGCCUCUGUAAGCAUUUGGGAGCUGAAAAGACGAAAUGCUUCCAAUUCUUGCUCGUUAUAAUUUGAGCUGCUGGACAGUGAAGGGCCUCCUUUGUUUUCUUUUUUUUCUAGCUUGUCAAACGCUACAGUAGUUGUCAGGUCUGGACUCUGCACAUGUCUGAUUAGCAGCUAAACUUGCUCAGGUGCAGAGUUGUUUUUAUCCUUUUUUUUUUUUUUGGUGUUCUUAAAAAGACUGAACCAAGGUCAAAUAAAACCCUUUUUUA